AUGGCACAUUACAGUAACUCAGUGUUUCUAGACCAGAACAAACAUGAAUUACCUGCUUACAUUUACUCUGGAGGAGUUAACAGAGAUGCUACGAGUUCGACCACAUCGCAUGCAACUUGGGCUGGGGUCCAAUGUAUUCAAGCAGUACCAUCGUCAUCAAUUAUUUGCGCUGCACCCGCCUCAUGCCUCUCCAACGCUUGUUCACGGAAUGAUGGCCUCCACAAUGACCCGAGAGCGUCAGAACCUUCCGGAAUCGACUCGGUCUUCGCUUCAAGAACGAUCAGUGAUAAAGCAAUCAAAAGCGAAACCGCGAAUGAGUUAAGCGACUAUUCUUUGUCUACAUGCGCGGCCAUUUUUAACCCCGACCGGGAGUCAUGUUUUGUGCCGUUGUUGAACACAGGUGUUUGGGGACAUGCGUAUUUGAAUCAAGUUGCCGCCCUGACGCAGACACCGGUGUCACCAUCGAAUGGAGUACGCAUCGGCUACCAUUCCCAACCAGAAAUGCUUCUUGACUUUCAGCCAAUUAAUGGUGACAUCACGGUCGUAUCACCUGAUAUAAGCGUAUCACAGCUACAGCAAGCGCUAGUCGCUAACGCCGACUACGCAUCAGCACACGGAGAUGCUCAGCUCGUUGACGCAUAUUCACAGCCUGUAAACGCUACCAAUGGAUUUGAUUCCAGACCGACUGACUCAACCAGUUCUGCCCUCCAUUCCAUAUUUACCACUAAUAAAAUAAUUCAUCCACUGUAUGGAGCAUUCAACUUCAUCGCAGACACGAGCACUGCGAACCCUGACGUGGAUGAAUACUCUGCGAAAAAGUCGGUUUAUCACGACUCACCAGCUCCUAAUCUCAAUGCUGCUUUGAUUAACUUUGCUACCAGUGUGAGUGCAAGUGAGCUAUCUGGUACCAACGUCCAACCCUCUCACGUGGACCCCUGGUGGGAUAAUCACACAUCUGGUACCGCUUCAGCGAAUUUGGGAAAAUUCAGCAGUAUGCGUGACCACAUUUACUCUGAUCCAACAUACUAUGCACGAGGACCCAGUGAUUUGACUUCGCAACUACCCGAGAUGUCUUCAGCCUAUAGAUCAUACCAACAUUUGACUGAGUCCAUCCGAAUGCAAAGUGAUGCCUCGUGCGGUAAGUCACGUCUACACACCUUGUUCACUUGUGAUAGGGUUCACCUACUCCUUAAGAGAAUUUGGUACCCAAACGCCUUAUUUGUGGUUUUAACCCAUAGAUGA
Molecule: messenger RNA, 1242 nt
Organism: Dicrocoelium dendriticum
Lineage: Eukaryota; Metazoa; Platyhelminthes; Trematoda; Plagiorchiida; Dicrocoeliidae
Source: the annotation of a GenBank genome assembly